AUGCUUGGCAUGCAGCUUUGUGACCUGAUUGUAUAUAGAGACUCCGCCAGGAGCUGCUGUCGGUGGGUAAGCAUUGUAGCUUUGCCUAGCUUCCGAAAGUGGAUAGGUGCUUGA
Molecule: messenger RNA, 114 nt
Organism: Colletotrichum orchidophilum
Lineage: Eukaryota; Fungi; Ascomycota; Sordariomycetes; Glomerellales; Glomerellaceae
Exons: 1
Coding region: 1-114 (37 amino acids)
Source: RefSeq, a predicted model, not a curated record